GUAUAGAGAGGUUAGUUUUUAACUUGAAACUUUUUAGAUAAGCCGAUUGAUAUUGUUUUGAAAAUAUAUUUUUUUUAUUAUAUAAUUAAUAUUAAAAGAAAAUAUGUCAGAUAGUUCAGAUGAUGAAUCAAUAUUCGAUGAAGCGUUUAAACGGUCCAAAAGGAUAUUUUAUAGAGACAGAAACGAAUGGCGAGAUGUUGUUCCCGUACCUCAGGAUGAUGGUCCGGAACCUAUUGUUUCUAUCCCCUAUUCGGAAAAAUUCAAGGAUGCUUUCGACUAUUUUAGAGCAGUUUUAAAAUCAGGAGAAAAAUCACAAAGAGCAUUGGAAUUAACUUUAGACUGUGCUAAUUUAAAUCCAGCAAAUUACACUGUUUGGACGUACAGGAGAGAGAUUCUUAAAUCAUUAGGCAGUGAUCUCGAGAAGGAAUUGAAAUGUAUAAAUUUUUUGAUGAAGAAGAAUUCGAAAAACUAUCAACUUUGGCAUCACAGGCAGGUCAUUGUGGAAUUGCUGAAGGAUCCCAGUUAUGAAUUAGAAUUCACUGCAAUGAUAUUAAAAUUGGACGCUAAAAAUUAUCACGCCUGGCAGCAUCGUCAAUGGGUUAUUAGAACAUUUAAUUUAUAUGAUAAGGAAAUAGAGUACGUCGAAGAGUUACUAUUAGAAGAUGUGCGAAAUAAUUCAGCCUGGAAUCAGCGUUAUUUCGUAUUAGAUAAUACAACAAAAUUUGAGCCAGAGAUUAUUGAUCGUGAAAUUGAUUUUGCCAUAAGUAAAAUUCAUAUUGUUAAAGGAAAUGAGAGCCCUUGGAGUUAUUUGAAAGGAAUUUUAAUGAAUGAUCCCAAGGGUUUAGGCUAUAAUGAAAAAGUAAUGAAGUUAUGUCAACAAUUGUACUCCGAAGGUUGUAGAGUAAAUCAUUUACUCGCUUGUAUAAUUGACAUUUGUCAGGAAAGGCAUAAAGAAAACGAUCCACCAGAUUCACUAUUUAACGUCGAUAAUGCUCUUAAGCUUUGCAUAGAUUUAGCGGACAAAUAUGAUGUUAUAAGAAAGAAAUAUUGGGAAUUUAUAAGUGACCAACUAAAGGAAAGUUUCAAUGAGUGUUCAACUACAGUGUAAAAUUUGGUUUUUCUUCCUCGAGGAUUAUGAAUUUAGAAUUUCCUCUUUCUGCGGCCCUGUUACAAUUGAUUAUUUAAAAAAAAAACCGUAUUGUACACUCUGACAUUGUAACCGGAGACUUCACAAAGCAGCUAUUUCCUGUACUAUAUCCAACUUGUGGUUGGAAUUUUAAUGUACCUUGAAUUUUUCAAAGCUCUAUGUCAACAUUUGUGUCUAUUUACGAUUUUGUACAAAUUUU
Messenger RNA from Leptopilina heterotoma, 1346 nucleotides. It is a transcript of the gene Fnta, whose product is annotated as protein farnesyltransferase/geranylgeranyltransferase type-1 subunit alpha. Gene Ontology annotation, molecular function: protein farnesyltransferase activity; CAAX-protein geranylgeranyltransferase activity. The transcript has 6 exons. NCBI's taxonomy places the organism in Eukaryota, Metazoa, Arthropoda, Insecta, Hymenoptera, Figitidae. Gene Ontology annotation, cellular component: protein farnesyltransferase complex; CAAX-protein geranylgeranyltransferase complex; cytoplasm. Gene Ontology annotation, biological process: protein farnesylation; protein geranylgeranylation. The record is from RefSeq and is a predicted model, not a curated record. Bases 104 to 1108 code for a protein of 334 amino acids.